Molecule: messenger RNA, 1990 nt
Organism: Oreochromis aureus
Lineage: Eukaryota; Metazoa; Chordata; Actinopteri; Cichliformes; Cichlidae
Gene: efhb
Product: EF-hand domain family, member B
Exons: 13
Coding region: 244-1983 (579 amino acids)
Molecular function (GO): calcium ion binding
Source: RefSeq, a predicted model, not a curated record
AGUCAUUCACAUGGUGUCCCUAUUAGUUUUCACAAUCUUUGAUUCCCUUGAAAGGUAUUUUAAACCAAACUAGAGUUUUAAGUUGAAUUGCUGAGUUAUGUUGCUAUAGGCAACGGUACUUAAACAGGUGCACAGUUCAGUGUCCGAGCACAACAUAAACCCGUUUGGCCUUAAAAACGUCCCAUACUUACUUAGAGACAAACUUUACAGACAAACGUUACAAAGGCUGCUUCUAAAUUCAUUAUGACUGACAUUAACACGUCUAGCGAAGUGAAAUGUAGCGACAGAAUCCGAAAUAUACCGAAGGCUGGGAAACUAAUACCUACAGGAGACAGUGUGAAAAUCUGUUUACGAGAAGUGGAAAGACCCACGACUCCACCGGUGGUGAGGAAAUUCCGCAAUAGCAACCAGCCCGGACCAGGAACUAUCAGAGUCCACACAGGGAAGGCAAAUGACCCAGAUGUUGCCAGCACUCUUGUUCAUGGUGUCAUCACCAAAGCACCCCUCACUGGUGAAAGGUUGCUAAAUCCUUCCCCAAAGACCGUGUUCCAGCAGAAGUUACAAGAACUUAGUGAAUCUGUAUAUGCCUCAAAUAAGAAGGCUCCUCUGGGCAGAUCAUGUGGCCAACGUUCUGAACUCCCCCCACUGUGUAAUGAGAAAACUACAUUUGGUGUAAAAAUAGUGAAAGGUUUGGGUGUGCGUGAGAUUAUUAACCCUGCAAAAACAGCACAGGAGGUAAAGAGGGAAGCUGAGGUGGCACAUGAUGCUUACAUCCGUAGCCAUAAUUCCUAUUUUGUUGGUGAACAAAUUAAUAGAAAGUAUGACUGGACUCAUUACAGUAAAGAUAGCAGGUUUGGGAUCCUCACACCUCAUUUCAACGAUGGCCGUAAUCUUGGCAAAACUCUUCACUGGCUGGGGGAAUCACAGAAGUUUUACAAUCCAGCUGCUUGGAAGAGAUCUGGGAACAGAGACAAGAUAGCACAACAAAUGGGCAAAACCAUCGUCAUGAGAGAAAAAAUGUUGCCUGUUCCGCCUGAUCACACGUUUGGAAUGGUCUUACCACCGGAUGAUUUUGGCAUUGGAGAGCUGAUCUACUCCACAGAUCCACGGCAGUACACGAGAGGCCCAGACAGACAGCGCACCCUGGUGAAUGCAGUGAGGCAUCACCUCAAGAAGGUCAACUUUGAAAACUUCCCCUCCUUGCUAAAGGCAUUCAGACAUUAUGACAAGAAAGGAAAGGGGAUGAUUGACAAAGAGGACCUGCGGGCAGUGUGCCAUCAGUUUCAGCUGAAUGUCAGUGAGUCGGUCCUGGAUGACGUGAUGGACUACUGUGACACAGACAAGGACGGGCUUAUCAACUUUCUGGAGUUUGCCAACUUUCUCAACUGGAAGGACAAGAUGCCCAUCAACAGUCGAGAGCAGUGCAUUAUUACAAAUGAGCGUCAAACCAGCUCAGCUCCAGGUAACAUAGAAAGAGUGACAGCACAGCUUCCUGCCUGUCGGGCCUUGAUUGAGCCUGAGGAAUUGGAGCCUGUUGAGCCAGGCAGCUCACUGAAAACUGUUAGAAGCCUUAGGCAGACAAGGGCAGCCCCAGACCACUUCAGAACUACCUCCUCCCUCAUCGGGGCUGCAGGUGCUGGUCGUUUCCCAUCAGAUGGACGUACGUACGGGAUCCCAUCUGUGCGCUCAGAUCUUCCAGCUCCUCGCAUUAAAAGAGUCGGUGACAAAAACAAUUAUGGCGAUACGUCCACAGCUGCAGAUCUUCUACAUCCAUCAGUUCAUGCCCUGCAAGGUGUUUAUGAGGAGCAUUUCUUCUGUCCUCGCAGCAAGGAGGAGAUUGCAACGAUCUUCAGGAAUGCUGGUGUGAAUAUUUCUGAGGAGACGUUUGAGGAAGCCUGGAAACUCGCGUCAAUGAAGCAAGCAACCAGGGAGGUUUGUGUGGAGAAUUUCCGCAACGUUCUCAGGGAAAUAAAAGCAAUGUAAUACUGAA